CGCCCCUCCCGCCCCCGCGGCAGUCCCGGCCAAAGCAGCCGCCUCCCGGAGCGUCUGGGGGGCCGCGGGCCGUCGCAGGCUCGGGCGUCGCAAGACGCGGACCCGAACCGUGGGACGCGGCCCAGGGAGCUUCUCGCCCCGUCCCCGCCGCCUGAUGUCCUCAAGAUGGAGGCAGCGGGGGCGGCGGCGUGAAGAAAGCCGCGCUGUGCGCGCGGGAGCAGCUGCCGGGGCUGUCCGGGCGGAGACCGUGGCGGGAUGGGGCUGCUGCUGAUGAUCCUGGCGUCGGCAGUGCUGGGCUCCUUCCUCACGCUCCUCACCCAGUUCCUGCUGCUUUACCGCAGACAGCCCGAGCCGCCGCCGGACGAGGCCGCCCGCGCGCGCGACGGCUUCCGCUACCUCAGGCCAGUGCCGGGCCUGGCCCUGCGGGAGUACCUAUAUGGCGGUGGCGGGGCCGAGGAGCCCUCCGGCGGGCCCCCCGAGGGCGGCGCCACCCCGACCCCCGAGACCCCGGCCCCGCCGACGCGGGAAACCUGCUACUUCCUCAACGCCAUCAUCCUGUUCCUGUUCCGGGAGCUGCGGGACACCGCACUGGCCCGCCGCUGGGUCACCAAGAAGAUCAAGGUGGAGUUCGAGGAGCUGCUGCAGACCAAGACGGCCGGGCGCCUGCUGGAGGGGCUGAGCCUGCGGGACGUGUUCCUGGGCGAGACCGUGCCCUUCUUUAAGACCAUCCGGCUCCUCCGGCCCGUGGUGCCCUCCGCCACCGGGGAGCCCGACGGCCCCGAGGGAGAGGCGCUGCCCGCCACCUCCCCGGAGGAGCUGGCCUUCGAGGCGGAGGUGGAAUACAACGGGGGUUUCCACCUAGCCAUCGACGUGGACUUGGUCUUCGGCAAGUCCGCGUACCUGUUCGUCAAGCUGUCCCGCGUGGUGGGGAGGCUGCGCUUCGUCCUCACCCGCGUGCCAUUCACCCACUGGUUCUUCUCCUUCGUGGAGGACCCGCUAAUCGACUUCGAGGUGCGCUCCCAGUUUGAAGGGCGGCCCAUGCCCCAGCUCACCUCCAUCAUUGUUAAUCAGCUCAAGAAAGUCAUCAAGCGCAAGCACACCCUCCCCAGCUACAAGAUCAGGUUUAAGCCAUUUUUUCCAUUCCAAACCUUGCAAGGAUUUGAAGAAGAUGAAGAAGAGCAUAUCCAUAUACAACAAUGGGCACUAACUGAAGGCCGCCUUAAAGUUACGUUGUUAGAAUGUAGCAGGCUGCUCAUUUUUGGGUCCUAUGACCGGGAGGCAAACAUUCAUUGCACACUCGAGCUGAGCAGCGGUGUUUGGGAAGAGAAACAGAGGAGUUCUAUUAAGACGGUUGAAUUAAUUAAGGGGAAUUUACAAAGUGUCGGGCUUACACUUCGCCUUGUCCACUCAACCGAUGGUUAUGCCGGGCACGUCAUCAUUGAGACUGUGGCCCCGAACUCGCCUGCUGCGCUUGCUGACCUCCAGCGAGGGGACCGACUGAUUGCUAUUGGAGGUGUGAAAAUCACAUCUACACUGCAAGUGUUGAAGCUUAUCAAGCAGGCCGGUGACCGGGUGCUGGUGUAUUACGAGAGGCCCGUUGGCCAGAGUAACCAAGGCGCGGUCCUGCAAGAUAACUUUGGGCAGUUGGAAGAGAACUUUCUGUCAAGCUCGUGCCAACCAAAUUACGAAGAAGACGCAACUGGGCUGGCAGUGGAGACUGAGAACAGAGAUCUGGACUCAGAAUUCGAAGACUUGGCAAGUGAUGUCAGAGCUCAAGCUGAGUUCAAAGAAGAGGCACAGUCGGCAAGUCACAGUCCCAAACGUACCCCAUCGUCACUUUCGGUUAGACCCCUUGGGACAGUGUCGCCAGUUUUAAACCGCAAAUUAGUUGUAGGGACUCACCCACCACCACCAAAACUCCCAUCCAAAGAAGGAAACAGACCCUCAGCCCUAAAGCCCCCUGAGACCACAGACCCAGCACAAGUGUCAAAACCCACCCAGGGGUCCACUUUCAAACCACCUGUGCCGCCGCGCCCGCAGGUGAGAGUCCCUCUGCCUUCCGCCGACGCCCCCGGUCAGGCGGAGCCUGAUGUCCCUGUGGAAAAGCCAGAGAAGGCGCUGCCUCCUCCGCCUGCAGAAAAACCCGUGGAGAAGCAAGCGAGGAUGCUGGACCAUCCAGAGGACGCAGCUGCGUCCAAGCAGUUUCUGACGAAGCAAGAGGUAGCGAAAGACUUGACUUCAGAAGGCCCCUGCCCCCCUAAGGACGGUUCGGAUGACCCUCAAAUGUGGGAAUCUUCAGAGAUUCCCUAUCGUAAUAAGCUAGGAAAAUGGACAAGAACCAGAGCCACCUGUGUCUUCGACAUAGAGGCCUCCCACAGGUACUUAAACAUUGCGCUGUGGUGCAGGGACCCUUUCAAGGUGGGGGGGCUCAUCUGUUUGGGGCAUGUGAGCCUGAGACUUGAAGAGCUGGCUCUCGGGUGCCUGGCAACGUCCAACAUGGAGCACCUGUCAAAGUUCCGACUGGAAGCCCCGUCCCCUAAGGCUGCGGUCACAAGAACCGCACUGCGCAAUCUGAGUAUGCAGAAGGGCUUCAAUGACAAAUUUUGCUUUGGUGACAUUACUGUUCACUUCAAGUAUCUGAAAGAAGGAGAACCGGACCACCAUAUAGUUACAAACUUGGAGAAAGAGAAAGAAUUUCAUUUGGUCGAGGAGGUCUCUGCCUUCCCGAAAGAGGAGCAUUUUGCUGGACAGAUGGGUUUAACAGAAAAUAAACAUAGCUUUCAGGACACUCAGUUCCAGAACCCAACCUGGUGUGAUUACUGCAAGAAGAAAGUGUGGACUAAAGCUGCUUCCCAGUGUUUGUUCUGUGCCUAUGUUUGCCAUAAAAAAUGCCAGGAAAAGUGUCUGACCGAGACUCCCCUGUGCGGAGCUGCCGAUAGGCGGCUAGACCGCACCCUGAAAAACCUCAGGCUGGAAGGACAAGAAACCCUCCCGGGCCUGCCCGUUCGUGCUGACGGCGACGCCGGCAAGUCCGCCAACAAAACGACGGGCUUGACCAGGCACAUCAUCAACACGAGCUCCCGUUUGUUGAAUCUGCGUCAGGUGUCCAAAUCCCGCCUUUCUGAACCAGGAGCCGAUCUCGUAGAACCCUCACCCAAACACACCCCCAACACGUCGGACAACGAGGGCAGCGACACGGAGGCGUGUGGCCCAAACAGUCCCUCCAAACGAGUCAGCGGCUCGGGGAUAAAGCUCGUGAGAAAGGAGGGCGGUCUGGACGACAGCGUCUUCAUCGCAGUGAAAGAGAUUGGCCGUGACCUGUACAGGGGCCUGCCUACAGAGGAGAGGAUCCAGAAACUGGAGUUCAUGCUGGAUAAACUGCAGAAUGAGAUCGAUCAGGAGUUGGAGCAUAAUAAUUCCCUCAGUAGAGAAGAGAGAGAGGCAACCGAUCCAAGGAAAAAAUCGCUGCUCUCCGCCGCUUUGACCAAGUCAGGGGAAAGGCUGCAAGCUCUGACGCUGCUCAUGAUCCACUACCGCGCGGGCAUUGAGGAUAUGGAGUCUCUGGAGAGCCUGUCCUUAGACCAGCCCUCCAAAAAACUAAGCAAGUACGCAGACGAUACAGAAGAAGAUCUGGAUAAUGAAAUAACCCAGCUGAUAGACUCUCAGCCGUUCAGCAGCAUAUCAGACGACUUAUUUGGCCCAUCGGAGUCUGUGUGACAUCUGUUUUAAACUUCCACGUGAUUGGGGGAAGUUGCGCUUAAAGUACCACGGAUAUAACCGCGCUGAAACCUUCUUCUAAUGCGCUUUGGUCUGCUUCUCCACAGUUACUUGCUUGUGUUAAGAACCAGAAUGAAAAGGUUGUUUUCCAGCAAAAACAUGACCAGCUCACUGAACUGGUUAUUUCAGAUUGCAUUUACAGCUAUGCUUUUUGGGUUUAUACUUGGAAUUUAUUUUUACUAAUUUAUUUUUAACUUUUUCUAAUUAUGAGAUCAUGUAAGCUGACCUUUCACAUUGGUGUAUGUGAUGUCUCAUCCUGCUGUUUUCCUUCCUCUUAGUCUUUGAAUCAGUGUUAAAUAGGACACUGUCCGGCUUCGUAUAACGUCUGUGUUUGCAUCACAGUGGUAACGGAUCGCUGUGCGCCCGAACUGACAGCAGCAGUCACGGAGGCAACAGGUUCUGAAUCUUACUUUGUGUUAGGAAGUUUGACAUUUCUACUUGCUUGAGAUUUUUAUUAUUUUGGGUGCGGGGGGUGCUUUUUGUCUUGUUUUUGCCAAAUGUAACAUGAAAGCAGAUACUAUGGCUUUAGUCAGUUAUACUGAUUUAGUAAAAAAUUUUUUACAUAUAUUGCUUGCUUUAUAUGCCUCUGUGAAAUUUUUUCUAAACCUUUUUUUCUAAAGGUUUUGUGCAGUUGAAGUUUAGUGAGGGUAUAGUGAUUAAUUUGAAGAGCUUAUUACACUGAAAACCAAAAUGUAAUAAGGAGUAAAUACAGAAUAGAGUUGGUAAAGGAUUUCGUAGCCAGAUGACAAGGUUACUGAAACAUUUUAGCAACCAGUGGGAUUUUGAAACACAGUCUUUCAAAUGUUGCUUUGCCUUUAUAUGGAAGUUCUAAACAUUUGAUUAUUUUUCAUCUUCAGUUCUCCCAUAGGAAAUCAAACAGGUGUGAGGGUAUCGAAAGUUUCGGAGGACUGUUCUCAAAACGACCACAUUGAUACUGGUUUGAGCUGUUUUAUUCUAGAAACGUUUUCAUGUAGGAAAAUGUGAAGGAGAAGAAUCACGCCCAGUGGACUUACUGCUCUCACAUCCUACAGUCUGCAAGGAACGGUGGUCAUUCCGAACGCUUCUGUAGUUCAGACUGUCUUCGUACGUGAGGGAAGAAAAGAAAAUUAAGUAAAAUAGGAAAGAAAAAUAGACAGUCUGGAUAACAUAGGAACUGGGGCCAGUUCCCUGAAAAUGAAGAUCUGCUAUGAUACCUGGGCCAUCACGUGGGUACCAGUGACACGCGAUUGAGGGUGACGUGAGCAUGGCCUCGGUUGGUGCGCCAUUGCAGCUGUGGCCUUUCAUGUGCCUCUACAAAGACCCCUGUGUUUUUCCAUUUUGUUGGUAACUACUAUGAUCAUAUAUAUGUAAAAUAUAUAGGUACAAGCUGUCCCAUCUAGUUUUAUAUAUAUAAAGCUUGUAUGACUGGCAGAAAAGGGCAUGGUAUAAUAGUAUGGAUUCUGGCCCAAAUCUGUAGCCCAGGACACCACACUAGAGUUCUAAGUUCACGCUCUUCCACUGGCUGUAAAUGAACUGUAUAACCAUACGCCACACAAGGGCUUCGUGCUCCAGCUCCAAGUAGGAAUAAACAAGAUUUCCUCUACCUCACGAGAUUGUUGUGAGGGAAGCAAUAGCAUAACUAAGUGCUCUGAAUAGUCAAGUUAUUCCAAUAAAGGCAUGAUUUACAUGGGCGAUAAAAACAUUUUUGAGGGUUGAAAAGUUAUUCCACUUUCAAAAUCAAUAGCCAAUUCUCAUUUCCACUAUUAAGUGAAAUAUUAGGAAACUACUUUCUUGGCCAAGUUAAUAACAAAAAUAUAGCUGUGUAUACCCCCCUUUGUUUAUUUAAGCAUGCUCGCGUUUUCAAAGAACACUGCUUAGGAGUUCUUUAUACACAAAAUUCUCCGAACGCUCAAUGUUCUGUGACAUGUGCUUGAAACAAUCUGCCCAAUGUGAUAACCAAUGUUUAUCUUAUAAAAAUAACUUACCGUCGAUAACCUGGAAGGUGGAGUGUCUGUAAGUGGCUGGUGUUUGUGGUUCAUACUGUGGAAGCUGUAGUGACCGACACCCAAGCUGCUGCUGCAGCGCAUGCUGUUUGUAAAAGAGCCUUUCGCAGAGUGCGGUGCUCGGUACGUGGGCCCGGAGAAGCAGGAGAGGCGUCGUGGUUGUGCUUUAGUGCAGGGGCAGCGCUCCAAGUAGCGUAGCGGGUAGUAAGGGUUGAGGCUUCGAUGAAAACAGUUGUAUUGUAUUACAUUCCUGAUGUAAUCUUGCUGCCAUGCUAUGUUAUCAAUAGCUUACAAACAAUAAAGAGAAACUAACAGAAAACAAGAAUAUCUUCCUUUGAUGGCAUCUGGGCAAGGCGGUCACUGCAUCUCUGCAAUGAGAGCCUGGGGCAACCGGCCACGCAGACACGCUCGGCCGCCCGUUGCCGCCCAGCAGAAGUGCUAUUCUGAAAACUGCCUAAAAGCAUUCAGUUUUGGUUUUACUCAUUUCUUCAUGCUUUAAAAUGCCAGAUUUAUGGACUUGCCUCUGCUACCUAUUUAUUAGCAGUUAGACUAUUUAGAGUGUAUUUUCUACAUUGGUAUUUCAUGAUUGGGUUAGAUAACCAAGCUGAGCAACACUUCAGCACUGUUUUAGAAUCAGAAUUAAUACGCUACAUUUCUUGAUGUCCAGCCUUAAAUAUAAGCCUUUAAUGUCAGAACUAGUUGACUACUAUGUGACCAUGUUUGAUUUGGAGAAAACAGGUAAAAAUUUGAGGGUAUUGUCAAUUUCUGAAAGUGUAUCUGAAUUUUUUGAAAGGCAACUUGAAGAUAUUUGGCUCGUACAAAUAGUAAGAUAAUAAAAGAUCAUAAAAUUUUAAGUCCACUAAAAGUGAAUAAAUCUAAAAUCCCUUUAAUUUAAAAAUGUAUGGUGUUUUUCUAAAUGGAGAUAAGUUUUUUUUUUAUGGGGGGAGGGUCCCCUCUGAAGAUCUGAUUAAAACUAGACUCUCACCCCUGCAAGGCACACACAUGCGCACUGUAAGUUUUACAGAACCUUGGGGGCCCACUCACAUGGCCGCAUAGUUUGGUUUUAUCAGAUAUGUUUGUUUACGGCAAUCAGGAAGAUACGGUUUUUAGAGAUACAAGGAUAACUUAGUUUUUCCACACUGACGACAGGUGACUAGUUACCUAUUUCAUUUUAAGACAUUUUUCAGGCUAACGUGGAGUGGAUUUUACCUGAUACCUGCAAGCAGAGAAGGACAGUUUUUAAUUAAAUGUCAACAGUCCAUUAUACUCUUAUGUAUUUGGUUCCAAUGAUAAUGUCUGAUGUGUAAAGGAAUUCAAAUAGGCACAGUGUUGUUCAGGAGAUUUAUUAAGUGAACAGCUAAAACAUGACUAGGUACACUCAGCAAUCAAAAGAAAGAACUGAAUGGUCAUUGCUAUCUCAUUAAGGCUUUUCUACCUGUCUGCCAGGCGCAAACAAAAACCACCUCUGCUCAAAAAGUUAUACUCGGAAAGCUGUACGUUCUUUGGACAUUUUUUCCCCCUAAAGUCUUCGCUAAUCCCGGAAGAUUAGCCACCUAAAAGACCCUACAAUUCCUUUUUCCCUCUCAGAUAGUUGAUAACUUUUGCUCCUAAAACAGUCCUGAAAAACGCCAUCGAUCUUUCAUGGUAUCUCUAGAAUCAAUAGCAGGCAGAAGAGACUGAAGCCUUAAAGGCCAGACUAAAGCAGGAAUAAAUGAUACAGUAUUGGGAACCGUAAACCCUCCAGGAGAGCUGACUUGUCGCACACCCGUUUUGGAGGCUCUCCCCGAGUGCCUGCAGACCGAGUCCCAGAGCAUUGGGCCGUCGUCAGCUCAUUGGCUCCCACCACCUUGCACCUGACAGCAGGCUUCACGUCAUUCAGAGCCCCACAGAAGAGCUUCCUAAAGCAAAUGGGAAGUAUUAGCUCAUGUCUCUAGAGAAUUAAAGGGCCAGAGGGUCCUUGUGCUAAAAAGUCCUUCGCUUCUCAUCCAAGUUAACACAGUUUUAGCUUAACGUCAAAGAGGCACCGCUGGGUGAUUUUUGUUUGCACCGACGACUACAGAAGCGACAAGUAGUACAGGAGACAUUCCACACUAGGGUCACACAGCAGUCAUC
Messenger RNA from Artibeus jamaicensis (Jamaican fruit-eating bat), 7871 nucleotides. RefSeq names its product PDZ domain containing 8 (gene PDZD8). Gene Ontology annotation, biological process: mitochondrial calcium ion homeostasis. NCBI's taxonomy places the organism in Eukaryota, Metazoa, Chordata, Mammalia, Chiroptera, Phyllostomidae. The transcript is spliced from 5 exons. The record is from RefSeq and is a predicted model, not a curated record. Gene Ontology annotation, molecular function: lipid binding; protein binding. Gene Ontology annotation, cellular component: mitochondria-associated endoplasmic reticulum membrane contact site. Bases 256 to 3717 code for a protein of 1153 amino acids.